CAGGUGGUGUGGUUAGUGCGAGGGCCGUAUCUGAGUCACCGGACACAAUAUGAGUGAUGUGUGAUGCAGAAGAAGUGGCAGAAUCAGUGCAAGUGGCCUGGCUCUGCUGUUUCGGCUUCGGGCAUCUUUCUCGACCUUUUUUUGGCGGUCUCCGAGUUGAAGAUUGUGGAGGCGGAAAAGAAGUAAUUUUUGUAAUAACAACAUCUUUAAGUGGGUCUGGUCUAGGUGUCCUGAGGACAAAAACAAAGUUAGAUUCAUCUUCUGAGGAGGACGCUAUCUUUGAAAGUGACAUGGCGACGUUUGUCGUUGAAGAAGACACACGUCAGGAAGAAAAGGGAGAAGAAGACAAAAAGAGAAGGAAGUGA
Thrips palmi is the source of this 365-nucleotide messenger RNA. RefSeq lists its product as uncharacterized. Bases 57 to 365 code for a protein of 102 amino acids. The transcript has 2 exons. The record is from RefSeq and is a predicted model, not a curated record. Lineage: Eukaryota; Metazoa; Arthropoda; Insecta; Thysanoptera; Thripidae.